Molecule: messenger RNA, 1329 nt
Organism: Pleurotus ostreatus (oyster mushroom)
Lineage: Eukaryota; Fungi; Basidiomycota; Agaricomycetes; Agaricales; Pleurotaceae
Gene: SWD1
Product: chromatin binding protein
Exons: 9
Coding region: 1-1329 (442 amino acids)
Cellular component (GO): Set1C/COMPASS complex
Molecular function (GO): protein binding
Source: RefSeq, a predicted model, not a curated record
AUGAACGGCUCGAUACUUAGCCCAUUCAACGUCUCCCACCCUACGGCUAUUCAAACAUCUCUCCUCGAUCGAGCCAGUUUCGCAAAGUUCGAUCCAUCAGGAAGGUAUCUUGCCACCGGGAAAUUAGAUGGUUCAUCUUCGAUUUGGGACCUGGAGACGCGGUCAGCCAUAAGACUUCUGGAUGGUCAUGUUAAGGCCGUCACCAGUGUGGAUUGGUCGAGAUACUCUCGCUACCUCCUUACGUCUUCAAGAGACUGGAAUGUGAUUAUCUGGGACUUGGCCUCCCCCUUUGACCCCCCUCAACGCCACACGACUAUUCGCUUUGACGCACCAGUCGUAUCUGCCUCGUUCCAUCCACGAAACAGCAAUAUAGUUCUUGCACUAUUAAGCACAGGGGAUGCAUUCGUAGCCGACCUCCGCAAAGAACAUCGGUCGCGGAUGGAAUUAUGUGAAGUAUAUGAUGAAGCAGAUGAGAGCACGAAGCCUCGCUCGGCCAUGACAGUUGCACGGUUUGAUCCCACUGGAAAAUACAUAUUUAUUGGGACCGCUGCGGGUUCCGUCCUGGUCUUCAAUUCUCGUACAAAAUCUAUGGUCGCGCGACACAAGAUCUCGGGUGCUGGUGCAAUGAGAGGCUUUGACUUUUCCAAAGGUGGCCGCCGCCUCGUGACAAAUUCAUCCGACCGUGCACUUCGCCACUUCAACCUUCCUAUCUAUCCUUCGCCAUCAUCCGCAUCCGACCCUCUUGAGUAUCUCGAUCAGGAAUUGAAGCCCAUCUACCAAUUUAAUGACCCUAUCAAUAAAACGGCGUGGCACACGAUGUCUUACAGUCCUGAAGGUCAAUGGCUUGCAGGGGGCGCCGCCGAUCAUGCCACUCAUAAAAUAUACAUAUGGGACAUUGUGAAUGAUGGCCAAUUUGUCUGCACGCUGGAUGGUGGGAGGGAACCGCUUAUUCACUUGCACUGGCACCCAAGAAAAUCGGUGAUCGCAUCGACAACUAACCAGGGAAACAUCCUUAUAUGGCACUGUCCAAUACCGGAACGCUGGGGCGCCUUUGCAGGCGGCUUUGAAGAGGUUGACGAGAACGUUGAGUAUCACGAGCGCGAGGAUGAGUUUGACAUAGAAGACGAAGCAGAGACAACUCGUCGCAAAAUGAAACGCGAAGAAGAGAAGGUCGAUAUUGAUGGGUUCGACGACGCUCUAAUGCAGCAGACUACACCUGUGGUCGCGCCGAAGGAUGACGAAGACGUAGCUUGGGCAGACGAUGAACCAGACGAUGACAAGCCCGAGUGGAAAAUGGCCAUAAUUAUGGUAGAAGAGGAUUAUCUAUGA